GAUGAUUUGGUUUCUAGAUCAUUUUUUCAACAUUCCAACUCUGAUGAGAAUUUAUUUCUGAUGCACGAUCUUAUGCAUGAUUUAGCCACAUUCUAUGGAGGAAAGUUCUUUUUUCGAACUCAAGAAUGCAGCCAAGCAUGAUACCAAAACUCGUCAUUUGUCAUGUGCUCGCAACGAUGAUGAUUCGGUUCUGAAGAUCGUGGAAGCAUGUGGUAGGUUAAAACAUGCAAGAACAUUGUUGCAAAUCAAUUUGAAUAGACAUGGUAAAUUUUCAAAGGGAAUAACCAGUCCUUGUCCCUUACUAGAACAAUUGAAGUGCUUACGAGUUUUGUCAUUUCAUUUCUCUUCUGGUGAGGAACGCUUGUUGCAUGAUUCAAUUGGCGAGUUGAUUCAUUUGCGUUAUUUAGAUCUCUCUGAAACACCUGUCAUGACAUUGCCCAAGUCAUUGAGUAACUUGUAUAAUUUACAAACGUUGAAGUUGAGAUUCUGUGAAAAACUUAAAAAGCUUCCCUCCAACAUACAAGAUCUUGUGAAUUUGCGUCAUCUUGAUAUCUACGGCACUUAUUUGGAAGAGAUGCCAAAGAAGAUGAGCAAAUUAAAAGAUUUGCAAUUUUUAAGUUGCUACGUCGUGGGCAAGCAUGAAGAGAACAGGAUUGGAGAACUGGGAGAGCUUCUGAAUCUUCAUGGGUCAUUUCAUGUUAAGAAACUAGAGAAUGUAAUCAACAAUGGUGAAGCACGGGAGGCAAGGAUGGUUGAUAAGAAAUACAUCAGUGUUUUGUGUUUGGAGUGGUCAUCAGGUGAAGAUGUUGAUUCCCAAACUGAAAAAGAUGUACUUGACCAAUUACAUCGUCACAAAAACUUGAAAGUGCUAAGAGUCAUUGGUUACUGGGGUACAAUGUUUCCAGAUUGGGUAGGGCAGUCUUCGUACCACAACAUGACUAAAUUGGAGCUGUGCGGAUGCAGGAAUUGUUGGGUGCUUCCUUCACUUGGACAGUUACCCUCUCUCAUGGAAUUGGAGCUUGGAGGAUUUGAUAUGGUGAAGAUGAUUGGUGGUGAAUUCUGUAAAGGUGAUGGAACUGAUCAUCAUCAGGAGACACCCUUCCCAUCCCUUAAAUAUCUCUCAUUUUCUUCAAUGCCUUGUUGGGAGGAAUGGGAGUCAUAUGAAUGUGAUGAUGAUGAUGCUGCACCAUUUCCUCAACUUGAGAUGCUUGUUAUAUAUCUCAAACUGCUCAUCAGUCAUAUCAUUUUCAGGGAAUUCUUUGCCCCCUUCAUUGCGAUGGUUAUCUAUCAAGAAUUGCAAGAACUUAGAAUUCCCAAUGCAACACCAACAAUAUUUCUCACUUGAGUACCUGCACAUAGACAACAGCUGUGAUUCACUUACAUCCUUUGCAUUACU
Arachis ipaensis is the source of this 1396-nucleotide messenger RNA. Lineage: Eukaryota; Viridiplantae; Streptophyta; Magnoliopsida; Fabales; Fabaceae. The record is from RefSeq and is a predicted model, not a curated record.